UGUAAAAGUGUAGCCGUGCUUACAAGUUGUCGCGCAUUGUUGGAGCGCUCUCAAAACUAACUCGCUUGCGUUGAUAAAGAAAAGCAGCGUGCGCUCGAGUGGUCUCUGAGCAAGUUGGCUCUUAUCUGAACUUCAAUCUGCACCGACCGUGCUUAGUUCAUCAGUUUGAACACACAGUGCUAGCGGAAACAAUUAUUACCAGCAUUCCAAAAAUCUAUCGAAUUUUGAUAAAAUGUUUAUGCAUCGUUUCCACCGUGUCGACCGUUCCGAUGGAUGGCGGAUUUAUCUCAGACCAUCCUACACUUUGUCCUCCCAAACCGGCCCCAAAAGUAGCGGAACUUCGAAAGAAAAUCCCCCCACUGAUAACGAUACGCAGGUGUAUGUGAAGGAUUUCCCAGACAACUUUACAGCCUCGGAGCUGCGUAACCUGUUCAUGAGGUUUGGCUGCAUCACCAGCCAUCGCAUCAUCAUGCGGGAUGGCAAGAGUCGCGGCUUUGGCUUUGUCAACUUCAAGCUCGAAGAAGAUGCGGUGAAAGCGGUGGCGGAGCUGCACGGCAAGCACCAGUUUCCGAACGGGAAGCGUCUUCACGCGACGGUGGUGCAGAAAAAUGUGCUGUACGUUAAGCAUCUUCCGGAAGAUGUAACAUGGAAGCAGCUGCUCCAGCUGUUCGCGACGCAGGGCAGCGUCAAGUACGCGAACUUGGUAAUGGACGAGCGCGGCAUCGACCGGGGCUACCCGUCGGGCAUGGCCACCGUCUGCUUCCACAAGUCCGAACAUGCCGCUCUUGCGAUCGCGAACCUAAAUGGUGCCCGCGUGCUAGGGAAUCGUCUAACGGUGGAAUACGUGAAAACGAAGAGCGAACUGCGGAAGGAAAAGUUUGACAUCUACUUUAAAUCAGAUGAUUCGUCCACCAGUGCAACCACACUGAACGAUGUGUCUCCCCUUCCUCUCGUUCCGACGUCGGACGAUGCCGCACGCGAGAAACAAUCGUUUGCCAUCCGGUUGAGUACGGCUGUGCGAGGCGUUUUUCCAGAGAAACGUGAACAGAUCGUACAACUACUGCUCGAGUUUGAUAAUGCACAGCUGUCCUUGAUGCUGGACCAGCCGAAUUUGCUGAAACAGAAGGUGGAGGCCGCCGAACGGCUUAUUGCAAAGGUAGAGUCAGCGUCAAUUGAGCGACUACGGCUUCUGUAAGAGUUUGUGCCCUUAUGGGGAAGUAUAUGAGGGGUAGAAUUAGUUUAUCAUUCGUUAUCAAAUGUGGCUCUGGAAUGCUUUCUCGCAAGCAUGGCCCAAGCCCAUUCUGCCUGUUCACACUUCUAGUUCAUUGAAUUUAAUCAUUUAACAGAUAAUAUAUUUCACAAAAUCCGAUAAA
Molecule: messenger RNA, 1373 nt
Organism: Anopheles coluzzii
Lineage: Eukaryota; Metazoa; Arthropoda; Insecta; Diptera; Culicidae
Product: polyadenylate-binding protein-like
Exons: 4
Coding region: 233-1195 (320 amino acids)
Molecular function (GO): RNA binding
Source: RefSeq, a predicted model, not a curated record